This is a messenger RNA of Mytilinidion resinicola, 627 nucleotides long. RefSeq lists its product as uncharacterized. The record is from RefSeq and is a predicted model, not a curated record. Gene Ontology annotation, cellular component: mitochondrion. The transcript is spliced from 3 exons. Lineage: Eukaryota; Fungi; Ascomycota; Dothideomycetes; Mytilinidiales; Mytilinidiaceae. Bases 1 to 627 code for a protein of 208 amino acids.
AUGCCGGCCAGGUGUGGUCGCGAAGGUACGACGGGAAGCUACAAUGAAAGUUUGCGCCUCUCUAAAAGACGCCGUUACUUCAACAUCCAUGAGCUCUGCCAAGCCGUUGCCAGGUCUACCGGCCAGUCCCCCGACGAUAUCACCCAGUUCACCAAAAUUGCGGAAGGAGGUUCUUAUCGUGUCUUCCAAGCUACGUUCCAAGAUGAGGUGAAGGUCAUUAUCCGCCUUCCAUACCCAUCGAUAGUCCCUCGCACAUAUGGCAUCGCUAGUGAGAGCUCGUCGACAUCGAAUCAAGUAGGGUCUAAAUACACCAUCAUGGAGAGAGUUCCAGGCAAAGAGCUAGAAGAUGUCUGGUACACUAUGACGUUACAAGAGAGGAUGGAUGUAAUAGAGAAGAUUAUUGAUAUUGAAAAGAUACUCUUCGCCAUCCGAUUUCCUGCCAGUGGUAGUCUGUAUUUCAAGGAUUCCUUGGGCGAUGGUAUCACGAAAGUGGAUUUGCCACCAGAUGCUAGUCAUAGAGAAAUAAACAAGUUUUGCAUUGGACCUUUAACAGAAUUCCUUUGGUGGUAUCAACGGCGAGAUGGACUAGCCGUUAAUCGGGGACCCUAUAAGAGACUCUUAACUUGA